Messenger RNA from Colletotrichum costaricense, 1872 nucleotides. RefSeq lists its product as uncharacterized. Bases 1 to 1872 code for a protein of 623 amino acids. The transcript has 2 exons. The record is from RefSeq and is a predicted model, not a curated record. NCBI's taxonomy places the organism in Eukaryota, Fungi, Ascomycota, Sordariomycetes, Glomerellales, Glomerellaceae. Gene Ontology annotation, biological process: regulation of transcription by RNA polymerase II. Gene Ontology annotation, molecular function: RNA polymerase II cis-regulatory region sequence-specific DNA binding.
AUGGAUGCUCAAAGUGUCCCGAUCAAAGUUCCCGGCGCGAAGACAGACGCAGGAAAACACGGCAAGAAUAGCGGCAGACACUCGCGAAGUUCGACCAAGGUUUUGAAAGAAUGGCUUGCCGCUCAUUCGGCUCAUCCGUAUCCCUCGGACCGAGAGAAAGAGGAAUUGAAAGAGCGUACGGGAUUAAACCUCAGGCAGAUAUCUUAUUGGUUUGUCAAUGCCCGUCGUCGCGGUGGGCUCAAAUCUUCCCAGGACUCGCCGAUGCCCAACGACGAGUCAUCGCUGGCAAUAUGGUCCUUCGGGGACAAUACUUCAAGCACUCAGAGUCAAGAAUGGGGUCACAUGAACCCCUUAGAUCGCUGGAGACACUCUCCGCCAGACGAAGAGCCGGUCUCCUUGGAUGCCAUUGCAGACGCCAUUACACGCACUGGCUAUGUGCCCGACUUCAACUCAACUUCUUUCCAGGACUGGACCGCACCUGCGAGCUGGAGUUAUGGCCCGAGUAUUCCCAUAGUAGGAUCAUCAAGCUCGCUAGGGUCUUCGGACCAGAGUCACUCCAGCAAUUCGUCUGCGCACUCGUAUGGCUCUGAUUCAUUCCUAAACAUCCGAGCCCAGGACACUCGUCGACGCCGACGCCGGAAGAACCACAAGUUUCGCAAUCCACUGAACGUGGCCAAAGACGAUGCUGAUCGCAUCUAUCAAUGCACUUUCUGCACCGACACUUUCAGAUCCAGAUAUGACUGGACACGACACGAAGGCACCCUUCACCUCGUUCUCGAGAAAUGGACCUGUUCACCCUACGGGCCGAGGUACUGCGGUCCCAACGGCGACGAAGCUCUCUGUGCCUUCUGCGGUGAAUUCAACCCCGCCAACGAACAUAUCCAGACGCACAGGUACCAAGAAUGUGCGGCGAAGCCGCAAAGCGCCCGCGUCUUCUAUCGCAAAGACCAUCUGCGUCAACACCUUCGCUUAGCCCAUCAAGUCAACGAGAUACUGCCAUCCAUGAAUGCUUGGAAGUCUAAGGUUACGAAGCUGAAGUCGCGAUGUGGGUUUUGUGGUGAAACCUUCACCGAGUGGUCUGCUCGCAACGAUCACAUUGUCGACCAUUACCGAGAAGGUGCUCUAAUGAAGGACUGGAAAGGUUGUCGGGGUCUCGAGCCAGCCGUUGCGUUACUCGUUCAAAAUGCCAUGCCGCCGUAUCUGAUCGGUGCCGAGGCCAACAACAUCGAACCUUUCAGUGCUUCACGCGGCGCCUCACGAUCACCCGAUGCGGACGCCAUCGGAUCAAGCAUGCCGUCGCAGUUCGAGUCCUUGACAGCUAAGCUUGGCGACUACGUCAAGACUGCGAUGAGAAAUGGAGAGUCUGUGACAGACGACUCGAUUCGAAGGGAAGCUCGAAUCAUCCUAUACUCCGAGGACGAUCCUUGGCAUCAGACGCCAGCAGACAAUCUAGAUUAUCUGAAGUUGUUCAAGGCUGGUUACGGCCUACCCUCGGACACAGAACCGGGAUCGUUUGCCCCAACAUUCUCUGCCGGAAACGAGUUAAUGGAUUUCACGAUCGACUCACUCAAUUCCACGGACUCGACGAUCAUGGCGCCGUUCACUUUUGAAAAUAUGCAGCAUGCAGCCACUUCAACUUCCGCCGCUGUUCCAUUGGAUUUAUAUGACGGUUCGCUGGAUGAGUUCUCUGUGAAUGGAUUGAAUGUUCCGUGGUUGUGGCAGACUCCAGAGUGUCUAGCUGAAUUCAGGCAGAUGAGCUGCAUGUCUUCAACGAACAUGCCUAGACUUGAGGACAACUGCACCUUGAAUGAUCCUUUCUUCGGAAUGCCAGCUUUGGAGCCUACCUUGGGACUAGAUGAAAAUGUUAAAUAA